Molecule: messenger RNA, 456 nt
Organism: Quercus lobata
Lineage: Eukaryota; Viridiplantae; Streptophyta; Magnoliopsida; Fagales; Fagaceae
Product: proline-rich protein 3-like
Exons: 3
Coding region: 1-456 (151 amino acids)
Biological process (GO): response to ethylene
Cellular component (GO): cell periphery
Source: RefSeq, a predicted model, not a curated record
AUGUCUGAUUAUGAGAAACCAAACCUUCCAGAAGGAAAGGAUGAGCUACUACCAACAAUCUUCGGUAUUCAAGGGCUUGUUUUAUGCAAAUCAGGCUCCCAGUACUUCCCACUUAAAGGAGCUGUGGCAAGGAUAACAUGUGUGGCUGUUGAUGAGAAUGGGUAUGAGACAGCUCCUUUCUCAAUAUUGAGUAAUGGAUGUGAUGGGAAUGGCUACUUCUUUGCAACAUUAUCUCCUUAUUCUAGCCUUGUAGAAAAUAAGAAGAUUAAGGAAUGCAAGGCAUUCCUAGAUUAUUCUCCACUAGAUACUUGUAAAGUUCCUACCGAUGUUAACCACGGUAUUAGUGGUGGUCUCCUGUCUUCUUACCGCGUCCUCAACGAAAAGAAUAUGAAAUUAUACUCUGUUGGGCCUUUCUUCUACACCUCAGAGACUCAGUCAGUUCCUAAUGGUUACUAG